UCUCUCUCUCUCUCUCUCUCUCUCUCUCUCUUCCACUAGAUUGUAGCUUUAGUUCGUAUGAUCUUUGUCGCGCAUGUCUUCAAGGUCCAGUAUAGGUGGUCUCUUGUCGCGAUUCAAGUCCAGGAACUAGGCACUCGAGUAUAGCAGCCGUUGUCAUACGUAGAUGUUCAUCGACUUCCGGUCGAUUCUGUCGGCGCUCUCGAGGUCGCAGCCGACGCUCUUGUCCACCAAGCAACUGCACGCCGUGAUAACCAGGACCCACCUCUCCGGCGACCCGUUUUACGCCACGAGGGUGGUCCAAGCUUACGCCCUGAGCAACCACCUCGUCUAUGCCCGUAGGGUGUUCGACGAAACUCCUCAGAGAAGCGUCUUUUUGUGGAACUCCAUCAUCCGUGCUUAUGCACGCGCGAACGACUUUGAUGAGGCGUUUUCGAUGUUCGGGCAGAUGCUUAGGAGCGAGAUAAGACCGGAUAAUUUCACGUAUGCUUGUCUUAUGCGGGCUUGCUGUGAUGAGGCUGAUUUAGAUGGGCUGAAAAUUGUACAUGGAGGGGCUGUGGUUUCUGGUUUAGGUUGGGACUCUAUCUGCGGUAGUGCACUCGUGACUGCUUAUUCGAGGUUAGGCCAUGUUGAUGAAGCAAGUAGAGUGUUUUAUGCUAUGUCCGAGUCUCAUCAGGAUUUGGUGAUGUGGAAUUCCAUGAUUUCUGGUUAUGGGCAUCUUUGUGCGUGGGAUAAGGGGUUGAAAUUGUUUAGCGAGAUGAGAAGCCUGGGAAGGUUACCUGAUGGGUAUACUUUGGUUGGGUUGAUCUCUGGUUUGGCAGAUAUGAGCUUCAUAGGUGUCAGGCAAAGUAUACAUGGACUGUGUAUGAAAAGUUGUCUAGAUUCCGAUGCUUAUGUGGGUGCUGCUCUAGUUAGUAUGUAUGUGAGAUGCAGGUGCAUGGAUUCAGCAUGUAAAGUUUUUGGAGGUUUGUCUCAGCCUGAUUUAGUUGCAUGGUCUGCUCUGGUAAUGGGCUAUUGCCAAUGUGGAGAUGGUGAAAAAGCGCUUCUGAUUUUCAGAAAGUUGACGAUUGAGUGUAGGAUGGUAGACCAUGUUUUGAUCUCCAGUGUGCUCGUGGCAAUUGCACAAUUAGCAAAUGUAAGGCCUGGUAAAGAGAUACAUGGUUUUGUUCUCCGUUGUGGAUUGGAAUCCAAUAUUAUGGUUUCAUCUGCCCUCAUAGAUAUGUAUUCAAAGUGUGGUUUCUUGGAUGAGGGAAUGCACAUUUUUGAGCAUAUGGCAGAUAGGAAUAUUAUUACGUACAAUUCCAUCAUUUUGGGUCUUGGGCUCCAUGGACUAGCUUCCCAGGCAUUUCAAUUAUUUGAGGAAAUACUUAGCAUUGGAGUAAAUCCUGAUCAUUGUACUUUCUCUGCUCUCCUUUGUGCUUGUUGUCAUGCUGGCCUUAUAGAAGAUGGAAAGAAAAUCUUCAGGAGAAUGGAAGAUGAGUUCUGCCUCCAACCUGGGACUGAGCAUUAUGUUUACAUGGUAAAGCUUCUUGGUACCGCUGGAGAGUUGGAAGAAGCAUUCGAUUUUAUUCAGUCCUUGCCACAACCAGUGGAUCCUGGAGUCUGGGGUGCACUACUAUCAUGUUGUGAGAUGUGUGGUAAUUCCACAAUGGCAGGUAUAGUAGCUCAGCAGCUCUUUCAAAUGGAGCCAGAGAAGGGUGCCUACAGAGUGAUGCUUUCGAAAACUUAUGCUAGUGAUGGAAGAUGGUCUGAUGUGAAGAAACUGAGAGAUGAGAUAAUAGAUGGGAGACUGAAAAAAAUCCCUGGGCUGAGCUGGAUUGGAUGUUCGGGCAAUCAGAUUGACAAUAAAAUGUCGACCAGUUAAUCCUUUUAUGACUGGAGCAAUUAGAGGUUAAAAGUAGAGGGUGAUCAGGGAGGAGGGGAAGAGUGUUAUGUAAUAGAUCAUUUUCCUUUUUGUACCUUUGGAUAAUUGGUGGUAUGAGUGUUAUGAUUUUACUUGAUGAAUCUUGUAGCCAUACCAUCUUUUUUAAUCUGCAAUCGAUAUGGUGUCAUCUUCAUAACUUCAUGAGUAUAUAUAUUGUUCUCA
Molecule: messenger RNA, 2083 nt
Organism: Eucalyptus grandis
Lineage: Eukaryota; Viridiplantae; Streptophyta; Magnoliopsida; Myrtales; Myrtaceae
Product: putative pentatricopeptide repeat-containing protein At1g64310
Exons: 1
Coding region: 164-1861 (565 amino acids)
Biological process (GO): RNA modification
Molecular function (GO): protein binding; RNA binding
Source: RefSeq, a predicted model, not a curated record